Molecule: messenger RNA, 2101 nt
Organism: Coccinella septempunctata (seven-spotted ladybird)
Lineage: Eukaryota; Metazoa; Arthropoda; Insecta; Coleoptera; Coccinellidae
Product: alanine--glyoxylate aminotransferase 2-like
Exons: 7
Coding region: 194-1576 (460 amino acids)
Cellular component (GO): mitochondrion
Molecular function (GO): transaminase activity; pyridoxal phosphate binding
Source: RefSeq, a predicted model, not a curated record
CAUUUCUUAAGUUACUUGUUCAUUAACUUUGCGCAUGACAAUGGAAAUUUUGUGACGUCCAGGUACAGAAAUCUAAAAACUGCUAUAUAUCGGGCAUUCCUUGGAUAACGAACUUCACGUUACCGGUGUAAUCGAAUAAAAAAUCUACCUAGAGUCUUCAGUACUUUGUGACAAUUCAAAAAGAAAAGUCGCCAUGGAGAAGAUGUCGAAAGGAGAUACCCUGGCCAUGCGGAAUAAGUAUAUUGGGAAAUCAUGUCAGCUGUUUUUCCGUCAGGAUCCAUUGAAAGUUGUAAGAGCACAAGGGCAAUAUAUGUAUGAUGAAAAAGACAAAGCAUACUUGGAUUGCAUCAACAAUGUAGCACACGUCGGUCAUUGCCAUCCAAAAGUAGUUGAGGCUGGGUGCAAGCAAAUGAAGCUGCUCUACACAAAUAAUCGUUAUCUUCAUGAUAAUAUAGUAAUAUGUGCGAAACGUCUUAUAGAAACUAUGCCAAAAGAUUUGAACACAUGUUUUUUCGUGAACUCUGGGUCAGAAGCUAAUGAUUUAGCCAUAAGAUUGGCUCAAAUACAUACAGGGAAUAAGGAUAUAAUCGCCUUUGAAGGAGCAUACCAUGGCCACUUGACAUCCUUGAUUGAUAUUUCUCAUUAUAAAUUCAGUUUACCAGGAGGAACUGGCCAAAAGGAUCACGUGCAUUUGGCCUCUCUACCCGAUACUUACCGCGGAAAAUACAACACACUCGAAUACAAAGAGGAAGACAUAAGCCAUCUUUAUGCUCAAGAUGUUAAGGAAAUUUGUCAGACAGUGAAAAAUGAGAAAAAUGCGGGAAUUUGCGCUUUCAUCCACGAAAGUUUGGUCUCGUGCGGUGGACAGGUCAUUCUCCCAAGAAAUUACCUGAAAGAAACUUACCAACACGUGAGGAAUCAUGGAGGAGUUUGCAUUGCUGAUGAAGUGCAAGUUGGAUUUGGCAGGACAGGUAAACACUGGUGGGCUUUCGAGCUCCAGAAUGUUGUUCCAGAUAUUGUUACUAUCGGUAAACCCAUGGGCAAUGGACAUCCUGUUGCUGCUGUCAUCACAACGAAGAGGAUAGCUGAAAGUUUUGAAGCGACAGGGGUGGAAUAUUUCAAUACGUACGGUGGAAACCCGGUAUCAUGUGCUAUUGCAAAUGCUGUGAUGGAUGUAAUAGAGGACGAAAGACUGAUGGAGAAUGCAUGUAUUGUUGGAGAGUACCUCAAGAAAAGAUGUAUGAAACUUAAGGGAAAAUAUUCAGUUAUUGGAGAUGUCAGAGGUAUUGGACUGUUUUUGGGAAUCGAAAUUGUUGAAAACAAGACGAAUAGAAAACCAAAUCCGGAAGCAGCAACUCUGAUUCAUAAAUGGAUGAAGGAGCAUCACAUAUUACUGAGCGUAGAUGGACUGGAAAAGAACGUCAUCAAAAUAAAGCCUCCUAUGGUAUUCUCAGAGGAAAAUGCGGAUGAAGUCGUCUCCACACUUGACAGGGUGCUUGCAAGACUGGAAGGAUCGGACGAUUUGUCAAAGGACAAUGGAUUUGCCGAUAGCGGCUGUCCCGAGAUGAACAAAUAGGGUGACAUCUGUUUUGAUUCAAAGGAAACACAUUGGAAUCAAGAAUUCCGGUCAAUAUAUUCAGGGUGGCUGUUCACAGCUUCCAUAUUUGGCGAUAAAACGAUCUGAUCACUACACUGAUUUCAUCAGAUAAAAGUUUUGCUGGCGCCUACGACGUAGCACCGUUUUCUUUUACUAAGUUCCUACGAUAGUUUCCGACUGACUUCUACUACUUCAUCAGCGUCAAUAGGCUUUUUUGAAAGAAAAAUUCAGCACUUCCAUUCACGAAAACCCUAAAAGGAAAAUAUUUCCGGCUGUGUAUGAAAUGGGUAAUCUGUAUAUUCUUAGCCUUGCCUAGUAUAAUAGAAGAGUCGCCAUUAUUUCUACUUUAAUCGUCGUAUUCUUAAUUUUCUGUAGUUUUAUGAAGGAUCUCGUUUCACUAUGUUAAACGAAUCAUUCUACUCUAAGUUAUUUUUUUAAAUACUCGUCUACCUAGAAUUAGUUUGUAUUUCCAUUGAUUUUGUAUAAAUAAAGUUUUGAAUUUUC